Molecule: messenger RNA, 1147 nt
Organism: Brassica napus (rape)
Lineage: Eukaryota; Viridiplantae; Streptophyta; Magnoliopsida; Brassicales; Brassicaceae
Product: MADS-box protein AGL42-like
Exons: 7
Coding region: 417-998 (193 amino acids)
Biological process (GO): positive regulation of transcription by RNA polymerase II
Cellular component (GO): nucleus
Molecular function (GO): DNA-binding transcription factor activity, RNA polymerase II-specific; protein dimerization activity; RNA polymerase II cis-regulatory region sequence-specific DNA binding
Source: RefSeq, a predicted model, not a curated record
UUGUGGCCCAUACCAAAAGAAAACAAAUAAAAACUAAAGAAACUUGCCCUUUCCUUCUCUCACAGACCAUUCUAGGGUUCCUAAAAUUCCCCACUUACCUUUUUCUCUUUCCCUUUUUGUCGAAUUCCAGCUCUCUUUUUUUUCUCUUCAUCAGCUUGAUUCUCCUUUGAAUCUAUCAACAAAUCUCUCACAAUGAUCAUUUCCUAAGAAAUUUUUGAUUUAACAUUAAAUUUUCUUCACUACUACCUUACCUCUUCUUUAGUUUCUCUGCCGACACUUAAAACUUUCUCUUGGGUGAGAUCUCUCUCUCUCUCUCUUUCUCUCUUUUAUGACUAUGUUAAUCCAUCACUGGCUGGUUUAGGGUUCCAAUCUUUACAGAUCUUGUGGCCGAACCAAAAGAAGUUCAAAGAGGAGAAAUGGUGAGAGGAAAGAUAGAGAUGAAAAAAAUAGAAAACGCGACGAGUAGACAAGUGACUUUCUCAAAAAGAAGAAAUGGUUUGUUGAAGAAAGCUUAUGAGCUCUCCGUACUCUGCGAUGCUCAAGUCUCUCUCAUCGUCUUCUCUCAGAGAGGAAGGCUAUACGAAUUUUCUAGCUCUGACAUGCAGAAUACGAUCGAACGUUACCACACGUACAGAAACGAUCAUGAAACCAGCAUCCAGUACUCAGAAAUUUACAUCCAGCAAUUGAAGCAAGAAGCAAGCCACAUGAUCGCAAAGAUUGAACUCCUUGAGUUUCACAAGCGGAAGCUAUUGGGUCAAGAACUUUCUUCUUGUUCUCUUCCAGAACUUCAAGAAAUUGAUAGUCAACUUCAAAGAAGUUUGGGCGAGGUUCGAGCAAGAAAGGCUCAGAUGUUCAAGGAGCAGUUGGAGAAGCAAAAAGCAAAGGGAAAACAACUGUUAGAAGAGAAUGUCCAGUUACAUCAAAAGAAUGUUAUAGAUCCAUGGAGAGGGUCGAUUGAUCAACAAAAGAAAUUCAGAGUUAUAGACCUGAACUUGUAAGAAGCCAGAAAAUAUCGCAAACAACAUUAUAUUGUAUGUUUAUUCAACCAUGCAAAUCUUAAAAUUCUUCGUAAAUCAUGAAGAAUGAUUUGUAAUAUGAUCUUAUGAUUGUAGUUCUUAUACAGUUAAUACGAGAAUAAUACCUAUAA